AUGGACGAAUAUUUGAGCGUGCCUGAAGACAGCCCGACUUACGAUUUUUGGAACCUUUCUUGUGACCAAAAUAUCAUUUCGCCCUCAUCAGAGUACCUAGAACGACUGGGAGCAUUUGGCACUGUGUUCAUCAGCAUCGGGUCGAUCCUGACAAUGGCGACGAUCUCAUUAGCGUCACACGCCUCCUACCGAGUCUUUCUUCAGGUAGAGACCUGGGCCUACAAGAAGAACUGCUUUGUGAUACUGUGGCUUUAUCCGAUCGCCAGCUUCUGUAGUCUUCUUGCUCUGUCAUUGCCAAGGACUCAAUUACUCACGGAAGCAGUCACGCAGAUGACGCUCACGAUAUCCUUCUACAGAGUGUACUUGCUGAUCACCGAAGUCGGGCUCAGGAAGGUCUCGGACCCGGCGAUGGUCCUCAAAGUCGGGCCCUGCUGCUGCUGGCCCUGUCUGCCCUUUCCCAGCCUCCAGUUCAACGACGCCAAUUUGUCCUGGCUGAGAAUUAUCGUCCUCCAGUUCCCCAUUGUCCAGGGAAUGAUAUACAUUAUUUUUUUGAUAAUGCACCUCGAGGACCCCGUUGUUUAUACCUCGUACAACGUUUUCUUCCAACCACUCUGUGUUGCAAGUAUUCUUAUGGCUCUCUAUGGGAUUAACAUUGCUGCGAUUAGUCUCAAACAGGUGAACCCAGAAGGGAAGCUGCAGUUGAAGGCGCUGGUUACGCAGCUAGUCCUCUUUUUCUCAAAACUCCAGGCUACUGUUAUUAAAUUUCUUCCGGCAACUGGACUGUUCCCCUGCAAUCCUCCAAUCACUCCGCAGAUGUAUGCAAACUUUACCUACAACGCGCUGAUGCUAAUCGAGAUGUUGCUUCUUGGGUACGUCGCAGCCUUCGUCUACAGAGAGGACGUCAGCGCCACUAAAUCAACGACUGUUGACGAGCCAACCCUACAAACAAUUACCACAAUCAAUCUUGGCAGCCAGAUCAACAAGCGGCCGAUCAAUGUUAAUCAGAAUUGCAACCAGCGAGCAUAA
This is a messenger RNA of Cotesia congregata, 1026 nucleotides long. The record is from the annotation of a GenBank genome assembly. NCBI's taxonomy places the organism in Eukaryota, Metazoa, Arthropoda, Insecta, Hymenoptera, Braconidae.